UCGGGGAUAUGAUGGCAUGAUUAGCUCGAAUGGCGUUCAGUGUUAGCAACUCCUCAUAUCACAUCAAGUGGUACGCGGACGAGGAGUGCAUCUCAAGGCAUCCUCCUUUAUCCAGCAGCAUCUUCAAGCGGGACUUGCAAAUCCUCAAGUUUAAUCCGUAAUCGUCGUUUGCUGAUAAAACAGUAAAAAUGUCUUACUUUUAAACCAACGCUCUACAUACACACUCGGAUAAAAAUGAUGUGCACAUGGUAAACAAGAGACUCAUACCAAAGCGGACAAAAAGUGACAAUAACUGGCCUUAUUUUAUACUAAACGCUGACCGACUACAGAGAAAAAUCAAGCUUUAUUUCCGGAUCAGUCACGUCUUGGAACGACACCCCUGGCCAUGCUAGCUGCUACUUGUAAUAAGAUUGGUAUAAAAACCCCGCCCCCGUCCCUCAACGACGUCACCACACCCAAAGCCAAAGGCUUUCACCCCUUCAUCAAGAAGACAUCCUCCAUGUCAGACCUCCCCACAGCCCUAACCGAUUCAAGGAUGCCGAUUGUGUCAGCUUCAUCUAACGGGUUCACCCCUUACAGUAUCUCGUCGGCAGUGGCAUUACACAACUCAUCUCUGACCAGCUCCACGGCCGCUGCUGCGGCCUACAACGAGAUGCUCAUGCACGGGAGGACUUCCCUCAAAUCCAGCAUACCAUGGACUUCAACAGAUUCCGCUUCCCAACCUGCUAUCAUACACAAACUACAUGGGACAACUGCUGAUCAUUUAAUGAAUGUAUGCCCUGGUAUGCCGGUGUGUCCACACCCUUACGACUCGUGGUUAAAGGCGUCUAGUGCGGCGGCUGCAAGUAUUGCCCGGGACUCAAACACGGCAUCCGCCCUGAGCUGGUGGGAGUUACGUGGAGGGUCGAGUUGGUUGGAUCUACACCCUAGCACCGCCGUGGCAUUGAGCUCACAGCUACCUAAAUACUCGAGCUAUGCCGCCGAGUGUGCGGCACUAAACGCGGCACACCCUGUAUUCAGUUCCCCUAGUGGUAACCCAUUCAUGCCGGCACCUCCCCUCUUCAGUCAUGACAGUCUAGGGUCAUUAGUUCCACCAGGCUGUGACCUCAUGAGUUUAUCGCAGAUGCGAUCCCCGUUCCUCACACCCAACGGCUUCAGCGGAUUGUCGCUGUCGUCUCGAGCAAAUAGACGGUACACAGGCCGUGCGACAUGUGACUGUCCAAAUUGUCAGGAGAAUGAGCGACUUGCCGCGGCUGGUCAACCCACACGCAAGAAGAACGUUCAUAGUUGUCACAUCCCAGGGUGUGGUAAAGUCUACGGGAAGACCUCACACCUCAAGGCCCAUCUAAGAUGGCACACCGGUGAGCGACCGUUUGUCUGUAACUGGUUGUUCUGCGGGAAGAGAUUCACAAGAUCGGACGAGUUACAGCGACAUCUACGCACACAUACUGGUGAGAAACGGUUUGCCUGCCCAACGUGCAACAAGAGAUUCAUGAGAAGUGAUCAUCUUAGCAAACAUGUUAAAACUCACACUGGUAACACCACUUCCACCAGUAGUAGCACCACCAGUGGUAGCAGUAAUACAAAUAAUAACACUAGCUCUUCGUCAUCAAAGAAACCCGUAACGCCUGUAAUCAGCGGGAGCGAGUCCGAAAGUUCCCCGUGCGAGCUCGGCAGUGAAGGGAACACAUCCCCGGUCCCUCUUAAGAACAGUGUGUCCUCGUCAAGCAGACAGCAACACACAGAGGUAAAGAUGAUUACAUCUUAGACAAAAUGAGAAACGCAGAUAAAAUAAAACAUCACCACCUUUUUAUAUUCACAUAAAAUCUAGAUGUAUUCAAAAUCUCGUGUGACGCAAAGUCUCGUUAAAAUAAAAACCUGAAAUGUAGUUUUGUUAAUAAUGAGUAUUCCACAAUAUUGUAACACGUAAGCAUCAAAGGUACUGUACAGUGUCGGUUUAUGUACGAGUUUCAUCAAUUCAAAUAUCAACGCUAGAAAACUGCCAAGAUUACAAUUUUAAGGCAAGGCCCAAUUUAGACCUUUAAAGCAAUCUAUUUUCGAUGCAUACUCGAUGUUGUUCAUUCAACUUAUUUAUGGCUUGUGACUGGAUUUUGGGGUUCGAAUUUAGGUGCCUAACACACCGAGUGUUUUCUUGCAAUUGGUGUUCCUUUGGCGAUUCAAAGACAAUAGGUUUGCGAGUAAGAAGCAACAACAUUAUCAUGUGUAUAUAUUUGAACCCAGUGGACAUUAUCAACCUCAGUUGUAUAAAAUAUGUUACAAGUGUGGUUACUUUCCAACCAAGGAGAGUAUUUUGAAAAAUUUGAUGGAAAACUUGGUUUCUUCACUUGUAAAGAUUCACUGUACGAGGCCAGUUUGACUUCACAAACCAAUACUGUACCUUACCUUCAAUCAAGUGUGUAUUUUCCUGUCACAAUUAACUACAGCAAGUAAUUUAAGGACUAAUGUGUGUGUAUAAAUGACAAUGUAAAUAAUAACACGGGCUGUAUGUUCUAGGCAACAAGUCUACUCCCAUUAUAAAUUCGGACAAAGUCUGAAAUGAUUUUUCAUUUUGAUGGAAUUUUAAAACUUGCCACUCCUUAAAGUUAAUAUAAUGCCCUCGUUCGCUGUAAGUGAACGCAAAAACCAAUCACAACUGUAUUGUCUGGUCAUUUGAAGCCGAUGUAUUGUUAAGAAUUUAUUAGAAAUAGUAAAAUUAAAUUAUAGGUACGUUUGGUCGUCAUUGUUAACAAAAGAAGUAGACAUAUGUUCUGAAUUAAGUUUUUGAAAAAGCCAACGUGAUACUGCUCUCAAAAACGCUGCGUCGUCCAUCUUUAUGAUAAAUUACGUCAACUUUUUAAUGAAAAAUAAUCAACUGUUUUGAUAAUUAUUUUUACUCUGAUUUUUAUGGCGAACUAUUCAGUAUCAUCUCAACCUGUUAUUUAUUGGGAUAUAAAAUAAAAUACACUAAAAAGCGCAUCUAAUUAAAUGUCUUAUGCCCCCAAAAGCAAAAAUCUACUAAAACCAUGGACCAAAUCUGGACUCAUUAUCAAAGCCAGUACAAUUCUCAAACAUAAUCAUUGUUGUUGAUACCACUGCGAAGUUUUGACGAAUCUAAAAAGAUGAUAGUUCGUAACAACAAAAUAUAUAUCAAUAAUAAUAAUAAUAAUAAUAAUAAUAAUAAUAAUAAUAAUAAU
Molecule: messenger RNA, 3194 nt
Organism: Asterias rubens (European starfish)
Lineage: Eukaryota; Metazoa; Echinodermata; Asteroidea; Forcipulatida; Asteriidae
Product: transcription factor Sp9-like
Exons: 2
Coding region: 386-1768 (460 amino acids)
Biological process (GO): regulation of transcription by RNA polymerase II
Molecular function (GO): DNA-binding transcription factor activity, RNA polymerase II-specific; RNA polymerase II cis-regulatory region sequence-specific DNA binding
Source: RefSeq, a predicted model, not a curated record